CCUCCCCGUCCCGCUGCCGAGCGCCCCAGUCCCCUCGCUCCGUCGCUCGUCUUCCUCCUCGUGCGAGCGCCUCCACCGCAGAGAAACCCGCAACGAUGGUGAUCCCUCCACCUGACAGGGCAGCUAGAAUCGUCAGUUAUCUCAAGCCCUACCUUCUGAGGAUGCAUUUCUCGAACAAGUAUGUAUCCGCGCAGGUCAUCCAUACCCCAACAGCAACCGUUGCGUGCUCUGCAAGCUCACAGGAAAAGCUGCUUAGACCGGACCUGGAGUCGACCCGUGACGUCGCUGCUGCCGCAAAGAUUGGGAAGCUGCUCGGCGAGCGCAUGCUGCUUAAGGGAAUACCUGCUGUGUCCAUCCACAUGAAGAGAGAGCAGAAGUACCAUGGCAAAGUCAGGGCUGUUAUAGACUCCGUCAGAGAGGCUGGAGUGAAACUGUUGUGAUGCUAGAAAAACAUACAGCUCGGUUAGCAUUCAUGCAAUCUUUCAGCUGUAUUUCUAAAAACUGGACCAAUUCGAAAUCGGCACCAAGCUGCGUUUUCUGAAUUCACCACAUUUUUCAGGUCAAUAAGAGGACUUUGUGCAUUAAGGAGCGAUCUGCAGUUAACACCAGUAGCUUCAUGAUCUGUAGUUGUACUUUCGGGAGACCAUACAAGUAGUGUAUUCUGAAAUUCCAGCCCCGUUUAUUCGGCAGACUGGCUCCUGUUUGUCUGUCAUGCUACGUGCGUAUUUAUUAGAACUCUUUUACUGAUGACGCUGAGAUUUUGCAUGUGAAUUAUGCUUGAUCAUGACUGCUGAGCGUAUCAUGUUUCUAA
Brachypodium distachyon (stiff brome) is the source of this 811-nucleotide messenger RNA. RefSeq names its product 50S ribosomal protein L18. Bases 96 to 440 code for a protein of 114 amino acids. Gene Ontology annotation, cellular component: ribosome. Gene Ontology annotation, biological process: translation. The record is from RefSeq and is a predicted model, not a curated record. The transcript is spliced from 2 exons. NCBI's taxonomy places the organism in Eukaryota, Viridiplantae, Streptophyta, Magnoliopsida, Poales, Poaceae. Gene Ontology annotation, molecular function: structural constituent of ribosome; 5S rRNA binding.